This is a messenger RNA of Kogia breviceps (pygmy sperm whale), 2001 nucleotides long. It is a transcript of the gene TRIM35, whose product is annotated as tripartite motif containing 35. Gene Ontology annotation, cellular component: cytoplasm. Lineage: Eukaryota; Metazoa; Chordata; Mammalia; Artiodactyla; Physeteridae. Gene Ontology annotation, biological process: positive regulation of apoptotic process; protein ubiquitination; innate immune response. The record is from RefSeq and is a predicted model, not a curated record. Gene Ontology annotation, molecular function: ubiquitin protein ligase activity; protein binding; zinc ion binding.
CAGUGCUCCGAGUGGAAGGGGCUGACCGCCGGCCUCCGCAGGGUCGCGGGAGCCGCGCGGCGGAUGGGAGGGGCUGGAGCGAAAGUUGCGGGCGCGGGAUCCGGGAUCUGGGGCGAUGGAACCGGGCCCCGCCUUGUCUCCCGGGCCUUCCCGCUCCUUCAAGGAGGAGCUGCUCUGCGCCGUCUGCUACGACCCCUUCCGUGACGCCGUGACUCUGCGCUGCGGCCACAACUUCUGCCGCGGGUGCGUGACCCGCUGCUGGGAGGUGCAGGUGGCGCCCACCUGCCCGGUGUGCAAGGACCGCGCGGCCCCCGCCGACCUGCGCACCAACCACACCCUCAAUAACCUCGUGGAGAAGCUGCUGCGCGAGGAGGCCGAGGGCGCGCGCUGGACCGGCCACCGCUCUCCGCGCCUCUGCCGCCUGCACCGCGGCCAGUUCAGCCUCUUCUGUCUCGACGACAAGGAGCUGCUGUGCUGCUCGUGCCAGGCCGACCCCCGGCACCAGGGGCACCGCGUGCAGCCGGUGAAGGACACUGCCCACGACUUUCGGGCCAAGUGCAGGAACAUGGAACAUGCGCUGCGGGAGAAAGCCAAGGCCUUCUGGGCCAUGCGGCGCUCCUACGAGGCCAUCGCCAAGCACAAUCAGGUGGAGGCUGCCUGGCUGGAAGGGCGAAUCCGGCAGGAGUUUGACAAGCUUCGAGAAUUCUUGAGAGUGGAGGAGCAGGCCAUCCUGGAUGCCAUGGCCGAGGAGGCCAGGCAGAAGCAGCUUCUGGCUGAGGAGAAGAUGAAGCGGCUGGCGGAAGACACAGAGGCCCUGGCCCAUGAGAUUGAGCGGCUGCAGAUGGAGAUGAAGGAGGAUGACGUUUCGUUUCUCAUGAAACACAAGAGCCGAAAACGCCGCCUCUUCUGCACGAUGGAGCCGGAGCCUGUCCAGCCUGGUAUGCUCAUCGACGUUUGCAAGUACCUGGACUCCCUGCAGUACCGAGUCUGGAGGAAGAUGCUCGUGUGUGUCGAAUCUGUGCCUUUCAGCUUUGAUCCCAACACUGCGGCUGGCUGGCUGUCCGUGUCAGACGACCUCACCAGCGUCACCAACCACGGCUACCGGGUCCAGGUAGAGAAUCCGGAGCGCUUCUCGUCGGCGCCCUGCCUGCUGGGCUCCUGCGUCUUGUCGCAGGGCUCGCAUGCCUGGGAGGUGGACCUGGGGGCACUGCCGAGCUGGCGCGUGGGCGUGGUGCGGAUGCGCCAGGACGCGGGUGCCGAGGGCCACUCGCACAGCUGCUACCACGACACGCGCUCGGGCUUCUGGUACGUGUGCCGCACGCAGGGCGUGGACGGCGACCACUGCGUGACCUCGGACCCCGCCACCUCGCCCCUGGUCCCGGCCAUCCCGCGCCGCCUGCGCGUGGAGUUGGAGUGCGAGGAGGGUGAGCUGUCCUUCUACGACGCGGAGCGCCACUGCCACCUGUACACCUUCCACGCCCGCUUCGGGGAGGUGCGGCCCUACUUCUACCUGGGCGGCUCGCGGGGGGACGGGCCCCCCGAGCCGCUGCGCAUCUGCCCCCUGCGCAUCACCGUCAAGGAGGAGCUGGAUGGCUGAAGCCCGCCCUGCCGGAUGCCGCCGGGUCUCGCGCCCCAGUCGCGUUUUCUUUCUGUCUCUUCCCAAAGGCACGCUCGCCUUGGUACCUCUCUGCCUCCCGCCUUCUCGCCAGGAUCUUCCUCCUGGCCAUCCUGUCCUUUCCUGUGGCUCCAGGCCAUGUGCCUCCUCCCUCAUUUUUGGUCCCUUCUCUACCCACCUUUGAAAGUCAUCCAGGAGAUACCUCCCUGAUGAGGCUCUUUCCAAAGUUGUGGCAUCCUCUGGAUGUGAAUUUUCUGAUUCGCAUUCUAAGAUUGCUGGGGAUAAUGUUUGCUUGUAGGAUGGGUCUGUUGAAAAACGUAAGCUUCAUCCCUUUCCAGGAGUGGUGAGGCUAGCAGACUGCAAGAGGACUGCUGUUGAGAAGAGUU